CCAACACGCCGCCUGCAUCGAGCCUGGCCGGCGGCGCCUGGGGGAGCCGUGCAAGGACCGCAAGGAGUGCGGCGCGCCGAACUCGUUCUGCCUGCCGGGCAAGGAUGUGUGCGCCUGCCUGCCGGAGUUCCCGCUCAGCGACGGACACAGCCAGUGCGGAAAGCCGGCCGCGUGGAACGACUCGUGCGACUUUAGCGAGCAGUGCCUGGCCACCACGGACAAGACGGUCUGCAGGGCGGGCCGCUGCGUCUGCAUGUACCAGAUGCGCGCCGAGCGGCAGGCGGACGGCUCCACCAAGUGCCUAGGUGGCGAGCUGAAGUACGGCGACCGCUGCGACGACUCCAGCCAGUGCGGCUUCGACCACGGCAUCUGUGAGAAGCAAAGCGGCAAGCAGCUGUGUCUCUGCCAGCCAGAUUACCCCGUCACCAACCACAUCAACAUGUGCGGAAAGCCGGCCAAGAUCAACGAGACGUGCGAGUUCUCGGAGCAGUGCGAGCGCACCACCGAGAAGACGGAGUGUCGCGACGGCCGCUGCGUCUGCCUCUUCCAGAUGGGUGCGCUCUACAAGAACGACGGCUCCGUCGAAUGCGUCGACAUCAAGCAGGAGCCGCCGUCGCUGCAGUACGUUGACCCCACCAUGAUCGGCGUCCUGGUCGGCUUGGGACUAAUGUUCAUCAUCCUCUGCGUCGUACUGCAUCUCUUCAGCAAGGCCCGGUGGCGCGAGAACCGCACCAUCUUCAACACGCCGAACCCGCGCCUGAUGAACGUCUCACUGCUGCGCGACAGCAAGCUGAUUCACGGAGGUGAUGCAGCGCGCCGGCGCCACUCCUACCUGGUGGCGAGCCGCCAGCCCAGCAUGUCAUCUCUGCGACCGCCGUCACCGACGCCUUCCUUUGGCGGCGGUUCCCGGCGGGGUAGCAAAGGCAGUAACGUGUCGGCAACAUCGACACGCUCUCCGAGGUCACCAGCAAAGCCUCCUCCCAGCCCGCUGGUCAGCUCAGCCCACCCACACAGUCUGGCAGCUGUGGCCGCGACACCUGCAACCACGGGCUCUGCACCCACGCUCGAGAGUGUCACUGUCGAGAUACGUGGCAGCAGGGCAACGACGCCACAGCAGCAGCAGUUGUAGACAGUGCGGUCACCUCCCGGGAGUGCCACCUCACAGCAGCCUUCGCCCACCCACAGAUACGAUCACCUUUGCCUGUAACCUGGUCGCUGCGACGUACUGCAGCAUCUUCACAUCGGAAAAUCAUCGCCGGCUCCUCUGCGUGGUACUUGUACAUAUAAUUGACAGUAACUGCACAUUACAUAAAUUCGAAAAGCAAUCGCAAUGGCCAACUUAGGGUGCUUCCAGGGACAGGUAGUGCUGUAAAAAUCACCAGAAAGAGAAACACAACAAUUGUUGGCAUAUUCCCAGUUUUGGCCAGUUACAUACUAGAAAAUAAAAACUAAAGUUUUUACCUCUCUCUAGAAAAUGUCACUGAAAAAUAAGAAUGAUGUGUUUCCAAUUAGGUUUUGAAUUCUGUAACAAGCGUUGCUCUUGUGUUGUUUGUGUGUGUGUGUGUGUGUGUGUGUGGGUGAGAAUGUUUAUGUACACGUACAUGUAUAACUGAAUAUUUGUGGCCAGGCAAGAAUUUCAUUUUUUCCUUUCUCUCUGUGUCUCUCUCACAGUAUUAUUAAUGUUAUGACAUAAGCCUUGCAGCCAUCUCUUACAUAACACAACAGUCACAUUUGACAUUUGAUUCUUAUAGCUAAAUGUGUAAAAUAUAGCCUUAGUAGGUCACAAAUUGGCUAUGGGACAGUAGUGAAGCUGACAUUUUUAACUACCAAAUUUUAUAUCACUUUUAUAAUUGUAAACAAAUUCACUAUACACCUAACUUUCCUGUUAACGUCACUUUGGCAACAUUUUAUGGUGUAUGAGAAACCAAUAUAGAUACAAAAGUAAGGUGACAGUGUUUUAUUGACACCAUUUCACAUGAAGCAAACCUGUGGUGUCUAUACAUGGCAUACAAUACAAGUAUUCAGAAUAGCCAAAUAAGUACUUACAUGGACAAUUUUACCUCCUCUGUUUGAGGUUAUUAAUAUAAUUAACCAUUAGAGGAUAGCUCAGUAGCAGCUGCGUUCUGAAAAUUAACUCCAAGCUAUCUUAUACAUACAGGACAUCAUCAGAAGACUGCAGCAUCCAAAGCAUAAAAACCUAGCAAAGUCCUUUCAUAAUAUACUGCAAUAUUUUCCUGAAUGCUAGUUGCAGCAGCUCACAUCUUUAAAGAGCCCAUUCAGACCAGGUUACAUGCAAAGGGGUCCACGAAUUUUUCUUCAGUUCAUUUGGCUUAAUACUUCUGCCAAUGUUCCAGGCUAUGAGCAGAAGACUAAAAGUGAAUUUAGCACACACCUUCAUAACUUUAGAAGUGGCUUCUCAGCUACACAAAAUGAAUUGAAAAUUUUAUCAUUACCUUUGCUAUGACACACAUUUUCUCGUGUAUAAUGAAGAGCCUUAUUUUUUCUCAAGGGUAGAAAUGCAAAGCUAUGUGAUAGUACAGAGGUUUUCAGUAGACAUAGAUCACUAUGACUUGAUUGUUGCUUUGUAGCUAAAGAAGGCAUUUCAAAAGCCAUAGCACAAAUAUUUUUUGUGGAAACAUCUUUACCAAUGACAUAUUUCUUCAGAUAGCUACAAUCUCAGCCAUCCAUUUCUGUGAUAUUGGUAACAAAUCAUAACUUCUUCAGAAUUGGCCAAAACUGGACUACAAGUAUAUAUAUGGUGUAGGAAUAGGUGCAAGUCUUGUGCAAACACUUCUCUACAUUCUCAACGUAUUAGGCUCUCCUACCGAAAUAUGAAGUUCAAUGAAGAACUUCGUUCAACAGUUUCUUUCUUUGUGUAUUACAACACAAAGUGCAUUAUGCAGCACACACCCACAUGCACCUGUUGCCCAUGAGAUGAAUUAAAACAAUUGUCUCUAUAUAUUAAAGUGAUUUUAGUAUGAUACCCAGUUAAGUGCAGAUCAGAAGAUCAUAACACCUUCUGAAUGAGUCAAAAUAAAUAAAAGCUAUAGAGAAAGACAGUUAUUCAGUGUUGUCAGGAGGACUCAGAAAUUAUCCUAAGAUUGUCUGAAACUUGAGACUCGUUUGAAUGAAAAAAUUUAUCAUAUGUACUGCUGAUGCUAAUCAACUGUAAGCAUCAAACUCUGGAUGAAAUCAGGAGUAGUACUAAGUUUAUCAUGUAAGUGGAAAGGAAAUGUGAUUUAUACAAGGGACCACCUGUUGGACAUGUAUUAACUGUGUCUGUCAUGUUGAGCCUCCAAUGUGCUGUGUGAAAAAUAGUUUUUCUUAUUAAUUUUUCCCCGUACAGUACAACGAAUAUAAGUGAGAAACUAAAGAAAUAUUAUCUCCUUCUGAGAGACAUGCUUGAUUUCCCAUAGAGGGUAACAGCUAAAAUUCUAAAACCAAUAUAUUGUCAGUAUAAACCUCAGCUUUUUAAAGUUAAAAAUUGAAAAUUAAUCUCAUAAAUAUUCUCUUAUAUUGUCUUUUUGUGUGUGAAGGGAGAGCCCUUUAGCCAUAUUUUUCAUUUAGUUCCAUUGCAUUGCUCUUCUGGCUGCAUUAGAACCCAGCAUGAAGAAAUUUUAACCAAUUUGUAAAAAAGAAGACAAUGAGAGACCUUUCAUUUGGAUUUAGCGUUUAGAAUUUACAUGAAAUUAUUGGUUCUACGUGAAAGUUUGAAUCUCUUACUUUUAGCUCGAAAUGCAAUUUCAUAGUAAAGUCAUUUUCACAUUGCAUUUUCUUAAAAGUUGCCACAUUUGAGAAUAUAUAUUUUAUUUUGUAAAAUUCUUGUGAAUGCUUCAGAUAUUCACAACAGAGCAACAGCUUGAGAUUAAUCAUUGACAUGGUCACCUUUCAUAUGGUUUGUUGAAUAAUGUUUCCAUUCAAAUAGAGAACUUCUCACAAACAAGAUUCAGAUCUGCUAUGUACAAACAUGUCUCAAAUAUUGCAUGUGGAUCUCUGUAUGUGGAGAUUAUAACUCUUUGUUAAUUACACUGUAGCCAUACUUUUCAUUAUAAUCUAGAGUCUAGUGAAGUUUUUGAUUUUUCUACAGUACCUCACAAAUUUAAUUUUCUACUCUUGAUGCACGCGUUGACCCAAAGAAAGUAUUUUUGUGCCUAUUCUAUCCAAAAACUUCAGUAUAGUUUACAAUUGAAAAUGUACAAAAGUAUGAUAAAUGCACAAUAUGUAAUUAGCCAUUAGAAAGGAUUUUAGCACAAGCAAGCUAUGCAGAUGAUAAGUAGACUAGCAGUUUCUAAAAUUGUGAGUGAAAAUGUGCAACAGUAGUCAGAAGCAUUUCAGAAGAUGGUAGCCCUAAGUCUGAGUGCCUGAAAUUAGUGUAGAUACAACUUCUUAUUUGAUAAACAAUUUUAAAUAGAUACAUUUCGUUCUCAUCUGCAUUUAUACAUUGACAAUUUAAAAAGUGUCAUCUAGAAGUAAGAAAACCUUUCGAAUUUGCCGCUCAUGUAGUUUGCAGUGGCAUAGUGCUAACAGAAAAUUAGGGGAAGGUUUUCUCGUUAGCACUAUACGCUGCUUAGUUUGCUAUUAUUGCAGGAGAUGGAGCAUCUGAUAACAAUCAAGUAUAUUUGUAAGUGAUUAUUAAUAUAAGUCAAUAAAACUUAUUUUUCUGUUGACACAGUUUUCAAAUACUUGGUGAGCUAUCACAUGUACAUAAAAUUAAUAGCAUUUUCUCAGUAGCAGCUAUACUUUUGAGAAUCUUUGCAGUUUUGAAUACUACAUUAUAACACUCAUAUACUAAUGCUGCUCAAGGGACUAUAUAUACAUACAUAUAGAUACUGAAUUUGCCCGAAGAGGAUGAAGAAUCCUUCUGACAGUUACAGGAUAUGAACUAUUAUAUAAAUAUUAUACUUGAGACAUAGAUUUUAAGAAUACUAAACUUUUAUUUAUAGAGAUCAUAUAAAAGUUGAUAAUACAUGAAAUGCUAUUCAUAACAGAUGCUAAUAAUGCAGUUAAAUAUCUCUUUAGAUUAUUAAAAAAUAUGGUUUAAGACUUUCAGAGAUUUAUGUACAUUUCUCCUAAGCAAAGCAAGUUAAUAAAUAUUUUAAAUAAAAAUUUCUUAGAAAAAGUUUAAUGUAAUGCUUGAAUCAUUGGGGAAGAGGUUCAAGUAUUAUCAUUAAACAUCUUUUUUAUAACUUCCAGAUAAACACUUAACUUUAAUUAGUAUCACAAUUGUAAAACUUCUGGGUUUAGCAAAUGGACUUUAUUCUAUGAGAAUUUGUUAACAUUUGUCUUUGACCAGGAAUUUAUAGUUUAUAUAUAUAUUAUUGCAAAAUGAGCUUUUUUUCUACUAUCUGCUAUUAAAAAUAGCUACUACACAGGUAGAGUAGACUAAGCGAGUGAAGUUUUCUACAAUUCCUUCUCGAUUAGAUGCAGUCAUUUAUUUUUCUUGUGAAUAAAAAUUAUAGAAGGUGCAUUACUUGCACAAUAUUUGUGGCUGAAAAUGAAAUGCCUCUUCUAUAUGUACAGAAAAUGAUAAAUAAAAAUGAAAACGUAUAUGAAAUCUUUUCUUAUUCUUGGUAACUUAAACAUGUAAAAAAACUAAAGAUUUAUACAUGUAUGAAAGCUGAACUUAUAAUAAAAGAA
Messenger RNA from Schistocerca americana (American grasshopper), 5637 nucleotides. RefSeq lists its product as uncharacterized. The coding region runs from base 254 to 1129 and encodes 291 amino acids. The transcript is spliced from 9 exons. The record is from RefSeq and is a predicted model, not a curated record. NCBI's taxonomy places the organism in Eukaryota, Metazoa, Arthropoda, Insecta, Orthoptera, Acrididae.